Messenger RNA from Pteronotus mesoamericanus, 3642 nucleotides. RefSeq names its product FH2 domain containing 1 (gene FHDC1). The record is from RefSeq and is a predicted model, not a curated record. The transcript is spliced from 12 exons. Bases 184 to 3603 code for a protein of 1139 amino acids. Gene Ontology annotation, cellular component: actin filament. NCBI's taxonomy places the organism in Eukaryota, Metazoa, Chordata, Mammalia, Chiroptera, Mormoopidae. Gene Ontology annotation, biological process: actin filament polymerization.
GCGGCGCUUUCAGAGGCUUUUGUGCGGCCGAGCCAGUGGCAUUUUGGUGUGGAAGAUGAUACACAACACAGGUACCUUUUUCGCUGGCUGCAGACUAGCGGGUGAAAACGUAUGACAGAAGUUUGAGGUUUGUGUCUGCUUCCCCAAAGUCAAGAAAUUAUCUCCUUAGAAGGCAACAAUACUAUGCAUGUUAUGAAUUGCGUCUCCUUGGUCAGUGAUAAAGAAAAUGGGACUAUCGCCACAGCAGCUGGCUUCAUGAUUGAGGAAACGCCGCCGCCCACUCCUCCUCCUCCACCUCCCCCUCCACCUCCGCCAUGCCCAGCAUACUCGGCCGAAGGGUUUCCUCCCUCUCCCCCGCCUCUUCCCCAUCAUCCACUCCCCGAGGGGGCUCCGGGGCCUCCUCCCCCUCCCGAACUGCCCCCAACUUCUCAUGUGAACGGCUACAGCCACCUCGGUAAGAAAAAGCGAAUGAGAAGCUUUUUUUGGAAAACCAUUCCAGAGGAGCAAGUACGCGGCAAAACCAACAUCUGGACCCUGGCAGCCAAGCAGCAGCAUCACUACCAGAUCGAUGCGAAGACUGUCGAGGAGCUCUUCGGGCAGCAGGAAGAUGCCACCAAGCCUUCCCUCUCCCGGAGAGGGGGACCUUUAAAUUCGUCCUUCAGGGAGGCGAGAGAGGAGAUUACUGUCUUGGAUGCAAAACGGAGCAUGAACAUUGGGAUAUUCCUUAAGCAAUUUAAGAAGUCUCCUCAGUCCAUUGUAGAAGAUAUUCAUCAAGGAAAGAGUGAGCAUUAUGGAUCAGAGACAUUGCGAGAAUUUCUUAAACUUUUGCCAGAGUCAGAGGAGAUAAAGAAAUUAAAAACAUUUAGUGGCGACGUGUCCAAGCUGUCACUGGCGGACUCCUUUCUGCACUACUUAAUUCAGGUGCCAAACUAUUCGCUUCGGAUUGAAGCCAUGGUGCUAAAGAAAGAGUUUUUACCCUCUUGUUCUUCUCUGUAUAAGGAUAUAACAAUUCUAAGAACUGCUAUAAAAGAGCUAAUGUCUUGUGAGGAGCUACAUUCGAUAUUACACUUGGUGCUACAAGCAGGAAAUAUCAUGAAUGCAGGAGGGUAUGCUGGCAACGCAGUUGGAUUUAAACUGUCUUCUUUGCUCAAAUUGGCAGACACAAAAGCAAACAAACCUGGGAUGAACCUUUUGCAUUUUGUUGCCCAGGAAGCCCAAAAGAAUGAUGAUGGUCUUCUCCACUUUUCUGAAAAAUUACACCAUGUUCAGGAGGCUGCUAGAUUAUCUCUGGAUAACACGGAGGCAGAACUGCACUCGCUCUUUGUUAGGACAAGAUCUCUGAAGGAAAACAUCCGGCGGGAUGAUGAACUCUGUCAGCAGAUGCAAGAUUUCCUUCAGUUUGCGGUGGAAAAGCUGACCGAACUGGAGAGCUGCAAACAAGAGCUCCAGGAGGAGGCCCACACCCUUAUAGAUUUUUUCUGCGAAGACAAAGAAACCAUGAAACUGGAUGAAUGCCUUCAGAUAUUUCGAGACUUUUGCAUCAAAUUCAGCAAAGCGGUCAAGGACAACCACAACCGGCAGGUGCAGGAGCUGAGGCAGCUGCGGCGGCUGAAGGAGAUGGAGCAGAAGCGGCGUUCCUGGGCGGCUGGGGAUCUCGCGGGAUUCGGCCGCAGCAGCAGUGAGAAUGACGUGGAGAUGCUGAUCAAGAAGGGUGCAGAGGACCUGCCCACUUUCCUGCAACGCAGGCCCGUCAGCCCCUCGUACCGACCCCCCAACACCCGCCGCUCCCGCCUCUCCCUGGGCACCGCUGCUGACCGGGAGCUGCUGACCUUCCUGGAGAGCUCCACAGGCAGCCCCGAGGACCCCAACAAGUUCCACAGCUUGCCCUGGAACAGCCCCCGGCAGGCCCGGCCCACGGUGGCCUGGAUGGAGUCUAGGGAGCCAAGGGGCCGAGACUCCAAGGACACACACAGACCUCAGGCCUCGGAUGGCCAGGGGGGAGCCCCCGACCCACCCUCGGCUCUGUGCAGCCAGCUCCUAGCGCAGCCAGCGGAGGAACCUGCUCCAGUUUUGCUCCGACCGCGGCGCAGCAGACUCAGCGUGCCCCAAAAGAGGAACAGCGAGCCUGUGACCCUGGCAUCCACCUGGUCCCCUCCACUCUCGCCGCUGACUCUGGGAAUCAAGGAGCAUGAGCUGGUGACUGGGCUGGCCCAGUUCGAUGUCCAGGUUCCGAAGGACCCAGAGGAGACACCCCAGCUCAACCUGUCCGACCUCAGCCCGGUGGAGCUGGUGCCUCCGGAGGAUGGGAGCCCGCAGCCCCUUGGCUCUGGCACUGGCAAUGGUAGCCUGACGCCUGUGGGUACAGGUGCCCAAGAGGGUCUCAGCCCAGCCCUGGAGGGUGACGGGACUGCCUCGGAUGAGCCCCACAUCAACCCUGAGAACAAAGACCCUGGGCCUCUGUCCUGCAUCUCCGAUGUCACCGAUUGCUCGCUGACCUUGGACUGCUCAGAGGAAACUGACUCCAGGCCCGGCGGUGGGGAGGCCGGGGAGAGGGGCGAGGAGGAUGGCUCUUUGUCCUCUGGGGUGGGGGAGACGAGUGGUAGCCAAGUGUCCUCUAACCCUGUCUCCAGCCCCCCUGGGGAGACCCCUGUUUCUGCCUCUGCAAAGAGCGGGCCCAGCUGCAAGGGUGGCCUUUCCAGGGACAGACCCUCUAAAGGGAAGGAUGGGAUAGCACCAAAGAGAAACUCCCUCAAAGAGGGGUCCCAGGGAACCUCCAAGCCUGGGACUGUCCCACGAGGCCAGGGGGCAGCGUCCAAGCCCGUGCGGACCCUGACGUCCUCGGAGAGUGAGAGCAUGCGCAAAGUUGUGCCCAUCUCCAGGGCCAGCAGGGGCUCCGCGGGCCUGAAGCAGCCCCCCCGGGACCCCUCCAGCAGCACUGACGCGCCGUGGUCCCGCCGGAACUCUGUCAAGGGCACCUCGGACACGUCACCCAAGAGGUCCUCGAAGGGGCCUGGGGAGGUGGCCGAGGAGCAGAAGCCCCCGCGAGCAAGGCUGGGCUCCGGCAGCACCCGGCCGGGGAAGGAGCCUGCCCUGCAGCCCAAGGGCUCCCUCAAGAAGCCCAGCGCCAAGCCCCUCCGGAACGUCCCCCGACAGAAGUCCGAGGAAAAUAAGAUCUGCCGCUCCAGCUCCCCCGGCCCCCAGAGCCCAGAAGAAGAGCCCAAACCCCCUCCACCGGCCCCCAGCGCCCCCCGGGGCCAACCCCACGUGCCGAGCUUUGCCCGAAACACAGUGGCCUCCUCAUCCCGGUGCAUUAAAACAGAUCCUCUUCCUGUGAACAAAGCCCCCGGCCUCAUUCGGGCGGCCUCCCAGCGGCAGCUGAGGGUGAAGGGUGGCUCUGAGGACGCGGGCCUCAAGGAGGGUGGCACCCUGCGGCGGGCCAGCAGCACCCGGGCUCCCAAAAAGUGCCCAGAGUCUCCUGAGAGUCCCGGUGCCAACCUAGAGGCCUCUCUGAAGGGCAGAGGGACUGGGGAAAGGGCCUCCUUCAGACAGAAAGACUCCGGUCGGACCACACUGGGGAAAAUCCUUAAUCCCUUGUGGAAGUGAUGGGUGCCAGUCUUCUCACUUCCUGGGGAUACGAUGAGG